AUGAUGGGAAUGCAGAAUUAUCCAAAUCAAAGGUACUGCGUAGACCCACAAGGUGCACCCACACCCCAAAUAGGUGCCUGGAGCACUCCGAUGCCUGGAGUGGGCUAUAAUAGUCUACAGCAGGCAUGCGUACCUUCUAUAGGGAAUUAUCAAAACAUGAGACCAUGCAAUGGAAUGCAAGAAAACAUUCCAACAAUGGGAAAUAUGGAAGAUCAAAUUCAGUGUAAUAUGCAGCGAGCGCGUGAGCAAAUGCGAGAGCUUUGUAAUAACGAUGGACUAAUGGAUAAAACAGUGCAAGAGGACUUAAAAACUAUGGAAGAGACUCUGUCAUCCAUGCAAGCUCCUUGCAAUACGCAACCUCAGGACUUCCUCAUCAAAGAAAGAUGUGGUUAUACACAACCUCAAAAUUUAUCAAUGCAAGGGCCUUAUCGAAACAGCCAAGACGACGAAUUGACAGAAAGAAUUCUUCGUUAUACAGGUGGAUGUAUUAACACGCAAUCACUUGAUAUGUCGAUACAAGUUUACCGGUAUACGGCUGGAUAUUAUGGCCCACAAACCCAAUAUUUUUCAAUGCAAGAUGCUCAAUAUACACAGUCAUGCGACAACAUACAACCUCGGGACCUGUCAGUGCAAAUGAACUAUGGCAGCACCCAACCUGUUGACCUAGCACCACCGCGUUACAAUGAAGAUACACAACCGCCAACAUUAAUGGCACAACUUUGUAAAUACGCUCAAUGCAUUAGCAAGGAGUGGCGACAGCCUUCACCACCACGGCGCAAUUAUGUUGAACCUGUUAGGUUACCUGAAAUUCCAAAUGGUUAUAAUUAUGUACAGUCUCAGAAUUGCCCGCAUGGACCGAAAUGUCCAACUAAUAAUUCAUUCGGCCAUCAAUCAAACAAGCAAUGUAAUAAUUCGUCGCCAGAAAAAAAUUGUGAUAAUGUAAAAGCCAAAAAUGUGUGUGACGGAGGUCACAAUGAAAAUAACAACGCAUCAUGUUCAGUACAACAGAAUGAUGACGAACAGCAGCCAGAAGCGCCUCAGAAUGAUGCGACAGCAUGUGGAGGAAUCACGGACGUAGACAGGGAUGCAAUAAUGGCAGCUCACGAUGCUCAAUGUGUGGAAAAAUAUGCGGUAGCCUUGCGUUUUUUCAGUUAUUCCAUGGGUCAAACUUACAUUGAUCCAUCAAUCUUGGAAAAGCGUCCUGAAAAUGAAAUUCUGGAAAGGCUAAAAGAAUACCAAAGGCAUGUUUUGGACCAGCUAGAAAAAGAUAAUCGACAGAUGAGAUAUUAUGAUCCCGAAUUUCUCGUACGAACUGAUGUUACAGCUGACAUGCGCUCGAAAGCAUUUAAUUGGUUGAUAGAGUUGCAAGAGUGUGUUGCUCUGCUUGACGAGGAUGUGCACGUAGUUACAACUAUUGUUGAUUUGGUGACCUGCAAAACACUUAUUAUGGCAAAGGAUUAUCCGUUGCUGUUUGUGACGGCUAUCUGGUGUGCUCGUUUGAGAUCACGUUCUGAAGAUGCAUUACUGUUAGAAGAUCUACUGCAGGUCUUUAAUAAUAGGUAUACGGAAUCGCAGGUUAAUGCAUUGGGUCAAAGAGUGAGAUCUUGUAUUGAAACACUCAUGCCUGUCGUGACUCCAUGGCAUUUCUAUGAUUUAUAUUCCGUCGGUUCCAUCGACAUUCCCAGAAAACAAUAUCUAGUGUAUGACGAUGCAUGCAACUAUUUGUUCGACUUGGGUCUAACAGAGGAAAUUUUGGUCCAAUAUUCGGCUAACCUACGAUGUUGCGCCGUGAUAUACCUCAUACGUCGUAUUCUACGACUUCACUGCGCAUUUCUACCCGAUCAUGAGGUAUACCACACACAGAGAACAAGAUGUCCCUGUUGCACUCUUGCUGGCUGGUCGGAACUGCUGGCGGUGAUGACUGGUUUUGAAGAGGGUCCAUUACUAAAGAAAGUUGCUUACAUCUAUUGCAUGAUUUUGUGCAGAGCUAGAAACUUUGUUAUCGAUCCAGAACACGCACAUGUAUAUAGGGCUGCCUUCGAUAAGUACAAUACGUCUGAAUUUCGUUAUGUUGCCUCAAACAGCCUACUAACACACUUCAGAAUGCAUGAAGUCUUUCCUGCAGCCACCCGCUGA
This is a messenger RNA of Echinococcus granulosus, 2136 nucleotides long. Its product is annotated as Cyclin-B2-1. Bases 1 to 2136 code for a protein of 711 amino acids. The record is from RefSeq and is a predicted model, not a curated record. NCBI's taxonomy places the organism in Eukaryota, Metazoa, Platyhelminthes, Cestoda, Cyclophyllidea, Taeniidae. The transcript has 30 exons.